AUGGCUGUCAGAAGCGUGCUGGUAACAGGCUGUUCGGCGGGCGGUAUCGGCUCGGCCAUCGCCCUCGUCCUCGCCAGGGCAGGACACCACGUAUUCGCAACCGCACGAAACACAUCCAAGAUCGCAGAGGAGCUAUCCGUCUUAUCCAACGUUACCGUUCUACCGCUCGAUGUCACCUCCCAGUCGUCGGUAAUAGCAGCAGCCAAGACCGUCACUGAAAGUGGGCAGGGUCUUGACGUGCUCGUAAACAAUGCGGGCGCCGGUUAUGUAAUGCCCAUUCUCGAUAUGGACAUUGAACGAGCUCAGAGAACAUACGAUACCAAUAUCUGGGGCAGUAUUCGGACGGUACAGGCGUUUGCAGACUUGCUAAUUGCGAGCCGCGGCCGUAUCAUCAAUAUUAGUUCGAUGGGGUGUAUUAUGAAUAUGCCAUGGCUCUCUACGUACACCUCAUCCAAGAUUGCCCUGACACUCAUCUCCGAAACCUUACGCCUCGAGAUGUCCCCCUUUGGCGUCAGUGUCGCAACGAUCAUGGCGGGCGUCGUCAAAUCCAAUUUCAAUAACAGCGUCGCAGAUUUCAGCCUGCCUCCAGACUCGCACUACUCUCGUAUUGAGAAAAAUAUAUCUCGCUGGGCAACUGGCGAAGCCCAGCCGGAAGGUGUCACGGCAGAGGAGUUUGCCAAGUCUUUGAUUGAGGAUAUUGUUGGCGAGAGAGGAAAGAAGGGUGGUAAGGUCUGGACCGGAUCGUUUUCGACGGUCACUAAAUGGGUGGUCAGCUUGAUCCCGACUUCUAUAAUGGAUAUGCUUGUAAGCAAGGGCCAGGGCCUGGCUGAACUUUCGAAGAUGGUCGCUGGAGAAGGAAAGCAUGUUGAUUAG
Messenger RNA from Talaromyces atroroseus, 873 nucleotides. RefSeq lists its product as hypothetical. Lineage: Eukaryota; Fungi; Ascomycota; Eurotiomycetes; Eurotiales; Trichocomaceae. Gene Ontology annotation, biological process: phosphatidic acid biosynthetic process; triglyceride catabolic process. The transcript is spliced from 3 exons. The record is from RefSeq and is a predicted model, not a curated record. Gene Ontology annotation, molecular function: acylglycerone-phosphate reductase (NADP+) activity; triacylglycerol lipase activity. Gene Ontology annotation, cellular component: lipid droplet; endoplasmic reticulum. Bases 1 to 873 code for a protein of 290 amino acids.